CUUACGCUAUUGUGUUAAAGUUGAAUUUUAUUUUAUUACUCGGAUUUUAAUUAUUUACAUAAUACGAGGUUUGAGUUUAUUUACCUUCAUUUUUUCUUUACUUAACAAUACUUUUGGCGCUCACGUUGAUAUAGUCAGUUUUUAUAACAUUUGUAUUAGUGUUUGAAAUAUUGCGCCAAAAAUCGUAUCUACCAAUAACAUCAGUUAAAUAUUUUAUUUACAACUUUAAGAAAACUAUACAUAUUUGAUAUAUGUUAUCUUUAUGAUAAAAGUAUCAUCAAAUCAUAUAUUGUUUUACAUGAAGUCAGACUUUGACCUAGUGAAAAGUGUAUAAGACUGUAUAAAGUAAAAAACAACUUGAAAAUGUUGAAAUUAAAUAAUGAAAGUGUAACGGAUGAUCAGCUGAAGGAACUGUUUCCGGAUUUACCAGCAGGUCCAUUGGAUGUGUAUAGAAAGAAAGCCACAUUCGAUUGGCGUCGAAUGAAACUUGUUUUCGAUAACUUGACGACAUUAAAGUUGAAAAAUGACAUUUGGAAUUUCAUGCGUGACAACCCUCUCUUCCGGCACCAGGAAGCCACUCCCUCCUUGGAUGAGCAAAGACAUAUCACCACAAAGAGGAUGUAUGCAAUAUACAGUCAGAAUUUCAUACCCUUAACAAAGAUUGGUGUAGAGCCUAGAUUGUUCCAAGCGGAAGCUGAAGCGUUAUUCAUGUUUGACAGUUCCCUAGCUGUGAAAAUAUCAUUGACCUUCCGUAUGUUCUCGAAUGUGAUCCAAGGCAGUGGUCGCAGUCAUCACUACUCUUACAUAGAGCAGUCGCAGCGAGGGGAGAUAGGAGGCUGUUUUGCAUUGACUGAAGUAUCCCAUGGAUCCAAUGCUAAAGGCAUGAGAACUACUGCCACCUAUUGUCCGGAUAAGAAACAGUUUAUCUUGCAUACACCGGAUUUUGAGGCCGCAAAGUUCUGGAUAGGAUCAUUAGGCAAAUGCGCGACACAUGCGAUUGUGUACGCAAUGUUGAUCUCCAAAGGCAAGAACCACGGUCUGCAUACGUUCGUCGUACCAAUCAGAGACCCCAAGACCCUGAAGCCAUACCCAGGGGUCACUGUGGGGGACAUCGGAGAGAAGAUUGGACUUAACGGCGUUGAUAAUGGUUUUGUAAUGUUCAACAAGUACCACUUGCCUAAGGAGGCUGCAUUAGACAAGUUUGGUGGUGUGGAUGACAACGGAGACUACAAAACUCCUUUCCGAGACCCUAAAAAGAGGUUUGGUGCCUCAUUGGGCAUUCUGUCAGGCGGCAGAGUGCACAUCACAUCGAUAUCCGCCAACUACAUGCAGAAGGCCAUCGUGAUCGCAAUCCGCUACUCCGCCGUCAGGAGACAGUUCGGACCUGACAACUCCAGCGAGGAGCUGCCCGUGCUGGAGUAUCAGCAACAGCAAAUCCGUCUGGUGCCGCACCUCGCCACCACCUUCGCGAUGAGGAUAUUCUGCACCUGGUUCGGUGCUCUGCAUGUCUCUAUCACCAUAGACAAUAUCACAGGUGGAGGUGGAGGUGAGGAUGCAGCAAGUCGGGGUAUAGAGCUGCACGCGCUGUCGUGUGCGGCGAAGCCGGUGUGCGCGUGGAGUUCGCGCGACGCCAUACAGGCAUGUCGCGAGGCUACCGGGGGACAUGGAUAUCUCAAAGCGUCGGCUCUGGGUGAGCUGCGCAACGACAACGAUGCGAACUGCACGUACGAGGGAGAGAACAGCCUCCUGCUGCAGCAGACCAGCAACUGGCUGCUGACCGUCUGGCCGCGCCGUCACCACCUCACACCUUCCGACCAUCCCCUCGGCUCCCUGCACUUCCUCGAGAAUGCUGACCACAACCUGACAAAGACUUGCCCCUGGACGAAGGUUGAGGAUAUGAUGGAGCCAGCCAAUAUAAUCGAGAUAUACAAGUGGCUGAGUGCGUACUCGCUGAAGACGACGUACGAGAAGGUGUCGAGCCUGAAGGCGGCCGGCAGAGACAACUUCCACGCCAAGAACGAGUCGCAGCCGUACAACGCUGUCACACUCUCUGCUGUAUAUGGAGAGAACUUCAUUUUGAAUCACUUCUACAAGAGUGCUGCAGAUUUCCAUGAGGUGGAGUGCAGGAAGGUGUUGGUGCAGCUGGUCGCGCUGUACGGCGCAUUCCUUCUUGAGAAACAUCUCGCCACGUUGUACAUUGGCGGGUACCUGUCAGGAAGUCAGGGCGUGCUGGUGCGGGAGGCGGCGGUGCGGCUGAGCACACAGCUUGCCCCCGCCGCGCCCGCGCUCGCCGACACUCUCGCCCCGCCCGACUGGUGCCUCAACUCUCUGCUCGGACACUCAGAUGGACAGGUGUACAAGCACCUGCAAAACAGCGUGAUGACGUACCCGGGGGCACUGGCGCGCCCGCAGUGGUGGCGCGACGUGGUGCACUGGCAGACAUAUGCCCCCUCCAAACUAUAACAACCAACGAAUGUUACACGCCUCUUACACUAGUUUUUACACACUGCAGACAAAAUGAUUUUACAUAUCACAUACUAAAAUCAAAGUUAUAUUACAUUUUACACACUAUAUACAAGGUUAUUUUACACACUCCAAAUUAUUUUACAUUUUACAUACUACAAACAAAAUGAUUUUAUACAUUCCAAGAGAAUAUUUUUACGUUUCACAGACUUCAAAUGAUUUUUUUUUCAUAUUAAAAUGUCACGUUUGAUUUAGCAUUUUACACACAAAAGACAUGAGUAAUGAUUACACAAAAAAUACGUUAAGAAAAAGUGAUAUAAAAUUAUUUUAUAAUGUUUUAUAUUAAGAGCUUUAUAUAAUGUGAUGGGUUAUUUUUGUAU
Papilio xuthus (Asian swallowtail) is the source of this 2843-nucleotide messenger RNA. RefSeq names its product Acyl-CoA oxidase 3 (gene Acox3). NCBI's taxonomy places the organism in Eukaryota, Metazoa, Arthropoda, Insecta, Lepidoptera, Papilionidae. The coding region runs from base 364 to 2463 and encodes 699 amino acids. Gene Ontology annotation, biological process: lipid homeostasis; fatty acid beta-oxidation using acyl-CoA oxidase. The record is from RefSeq and is a predicted model, not a curated record. The transcript is spliced from 13 exons. Gene Ontology annotation, cellular component: peroxisome. Gene Ontology annotation, molecular function: pristanoyl-CoA oxidase activity; FAD binding; fatty acid binding.